AAUCAGAGCUAAACUUAAAGAGGUUAUUUGGCUUACAGAUGUUCUGUGCAUUUUUCCUAAGUAGCAAAAAAGAAAAAAAAAGAGCACAUAUCUAGUAGCAAGACGAUAUUUGAAUUGAAAAGAACUAAUUUAUGUAUCAUAAUUAUUUACACCAUAAUAGAGGAAAUCUGUUUAACAUUUGUUAUUUUUUGUGUUUGAAAUUUUGCACACCCCAAAUGACAUUUUUAUUGUUAACAAAAAACCCAUAAACUUUAAAGCAUCUUCUUAAUUACAUUCAUCCAUACAUACAUUUUCUUAUAAGACUAGGAUAAUGAGUAACUUUAUGAAGAAGGCUGCCUCAGUUCUGGGAGUUGUUCUGGAGUUUCUAGAGCUGAUUGUGCUAUAAAGAAAUCUCUGAAAUGAAAAACAUCAUAAAGAACCAUAUGCAUCUUCUUUGCAACACAGCAAUCUAGCAAUAGAGAGUCACCAGUGAUACACAUCUUCAAAUCUAAUUAAGGACAGGCUGCUGUUGCAAAAGAACCUUGAAUAAUAAGGAUUAUUAAACCAUAAAAUUUUAUAUUGGGAUCAAUGAAAUAUUAUUGAAUUAAAUUAAACUGAACCAAAUUGAACAAAUGUGCUUGAUGUGUGUCGGACGUCGGAACUCAGAUCAAGAAAUUAAGCCUCCCCCUCAAGGUUGCAACCCAGAAAAUGAAAAGCAGAGGGUUAAUCAAUUGUUGUGAUGCUACUGCUAAAAAAAUAUAUACACUUAUAACAACAUGUGUUUUUCAUGUUUCAAUUCAAACUCUAAAAUGAAUAUGAUUUCAAAUAAAUAUUGUGCAGCAUGGACGCCACAGAUUUAAUUGCUCCGAUGAGCUUCUUUCAAUACAUUCCGUAUGCAUGGGAGUCGACUCAAAUACUAGAUAUUGGGUGGAAGGUAAGAUGAGGCUUGUUGGAGAGCUUUGGAAUUCCCAGUCUGAAUUUGGACCUCAGGGACAUUUCUCAGAAACUCUGACUUCAAAGUAUACAUAAAAAACCACCUAGAUAAUUGUUAGUGUAAAUAAAACAAAGGAACAAUGCAGCAGAAAACCUCUGCUUUUCAAAACACCAGGGCUUUACAAUCGAAGCAACAUGCAUAAUUAUUAAAAAAAAAUAAAUUAUAUUGCUAACAUUCUUGAUUGAUGUAGAAUGUUUUGCAUUUUAUUAUUGCUGGUUAAUCAGCUGCAUCUUUGACAAGUGUUUCUCAUUUUUACCACUGGAAAACAUUUGAAACUAUUUUUGAAUGUACUGAAUUGUCUCAGUCAAUAUUUUAGCAGCCUAUUUUUCCUUCAAGGCUUCUAAUAAAUUAAAAAUAUUCAAAGCUUAUAACAUUAGCAUCCUGUUUUCAAAAAUCAAGCACUUUGUUUUUAUUCCGUCAGUCAUUAUGACGUUCUGUAUCUGGGCUGCUGUGUAAUCUUAUUGUCAUGAUCCAAAGUCCAACUGUUGCAACAACGUGCUGCAACUUCAACAGCGGAAACCACUGAAAAGGAUUUCUCAGGAUAAGGAUUUUUUAAACUACGGACUACGAACUAAACAAGGAUGACAGCUCACAAGAGCAGGAACUGAUCCACUGCUACAACAGCAUGGUGAAGAGAGUCCUAGUAGCCUACGCCCUGUGGGCGAUGGGUGGGCCUUUGGGUCUUCACCAUCUCUACUUAGGAAGAGACAGCCAUGCUCUGCUGUGGAUGCUAACUCUGGGAGGUUUUGGCUUUGGCUGGGCAAGAGAGUUCAUACGUAUUCCAGCUUACGUCAGCGAGGCUAAUCGAGAUACAGAAAAAGAAAGAUGGCCGCGCAAAGAAGGACUCCCACCUGCCAGCCCCGUCAGAUUUGCUGGGCAGGUGUGUGUUGGGAUCUACUUUGGCAUGGUGGCUCUCAUUGGACUAAACUCCCUCAGUUUCUUCUACUUGAUCGUUCUGCCCCUAAGCGUGGGCGCAGGGGUUCACUUGGUGUCCAAUGUUGGUCAACAGACUGCCGAUCUCCAAAAAACCCUCACUGCCUGUCUUGUGACAUCACCGAUAUUCUACGGCAGCUCUCUCUCACCUCUUCCUAUAAGCUUGGCUGCUAGCAUCACUGCUGCACAGCACCGCAGGUUCAAACCUCCGAAAGCCCCUGGCAGCCAGCAGAAACUAGGUCCACGGCUUUACAGGAUUGGUCUAGCUUGGCUUGCCUUCUCCGCUCCACUGGGUUAUUGUUUUUUUUACAACACUACGGCCACACUGUAUUACCUGUCUGACUCAAUAGCUGCACUGCUGGAUAUUUUCUGGUUCCUGCCUUGGCUCAGAAGUGUGCUGGAAUACUUUCUUUUAAUGCCGUACCGCAUCCUGUGUGCACUGACUGGAGGGGGAUACCACGAAGAGGCUUGGAGGAAGGUGCUGGAAAUACUGCUGAAAGAGUACACACACAGAGAAAAAGAGGCGCUAAAGGUGUUGUCAUUGGAGACAGAGGCGUCUCUGGAGGAAAUAACUCGAAGCUACAGGGAGCUGGCCAAGACAUGGCAUCCAGACCACAACCCUAACAACGAUGCUGAGAAAAUGUUCAUGAAGGUCCAGGAAGCUUAUGAGGUCUUGAUGCGAUGGCACAAACCCCAGAGAUUCAAAUAGUAGUGCUAUUUUUCUUACAGACUGGCAAUCAUUGAGUUUCAUUUAAAAAAAAAAAGAACUGUUUAUGGGUACGUGACAAAUCAUUUGUACAGAGAUGUAUGUCUUGUUUAUUGAGCAUCUCUCAUUUGCAGUUCCUACAAUAAAUCUUCAGUUGGUUUCAGAUACAUUUUGCAGGGUUUGCAGGACAUGUUAUGUUGGUAUGCAUUUCGAGUUGAGUGCUCCUUGUUUGUUUGUUUGGAAGAUACAUCAUCAUCACCAUCAUCAAUCCUUGUGGACUGAUGGAACAAGAAAAGUGUCUAAAAUAUCAAUGUCCACUGUUGCAUUUGCUGCCAUCCAGGGAAAUUGACCUGUCUCUACAUCGUCCAUGCGUUUGGAAAUUUGGUUGUUUUUGUUUUUAUUAGGCAGGCAGCUUCACAUGUUCCACUGGAUUGGGAUGGCACCAAACACCAUUCUGCCUUCAUCUUCAUGUUGUACAUGCAGAUUCACAUUUGGGCCUUUUUCUGCAUGUAAAUCCCAUUUCAUCCUCAUUAUUUCUUUCAGUUCUGUGUUCUGAAAGGAAGCGUGCUUUGAAAUCUACCUUGAUGGGUUUUUUUUUAUUAUUAUUUAAUUUUUAGAACUUUCCGAUUUGGUAAGAUUUAGGCUGUAGGUAAAAUUAAAUGAGAAAACUCAACCCUUUUUUCCACACCUUGUGUUCUUUUGCCUUUCCUCCUACACCCAAAACCAUGCAUGUUAUGUUAAUUGCAGGUUCUAAAUUGAACUAAGGUAUGAAUGCAUGUAUGAAUGGCUGUUUCUGACACCUGUCUCUAUUAUGGCCCUGAAAAGGACUUGUCACUCGUAAACGUUGUAGUCUGUAUGUCUACUAUUGCCCAGCAGACAUAGAAACCAGCUGCCCUGUGACACUGAACCUAACAUAAAGCAAUUAUAGACAAUAAAUGGAUGGAUACAUUUUUCAUCUGGCAUGAUCUCUUGAUAGAAUUAUGUUUCCUGUCAGUCAGAGAGAUGCAACACCUAGUAUGGCCUCCUAUCAUUCUCUUUUAACUUCACACUCAUUUGAAGACUUAUAUACUUGUGCAGGUAUUGGUUUCAGAAGUGCAAAAGAUAAGAUAAUUCUUUAAUUCUAUUGUUUCGCUGGGUGAUUUAAAAAUGUUUUCUCUAUUAGAUUUUAAAAGAGUAUAGAGCAGAAAUGUCAGAUCAAUUAUUUGGAGCUAUGUUUGUACAAAGCCAUGCUGUUUAAAUGUAUUUUUGUAAUUAAUAUUUCUCUCAAAACCUGAACAUCAUCCAAUUCAUAACAGAAUUGUACUAUGCCUAAUGCAAUAGAAUUUUACACCUGUUUGAUUGCGCCAAAAACAACAAUUUGCUGCCAUCUUGUGGUACAAAUGUAAUAUUAAAAUAAACAACGUCAUUACUAAUUUUUACCGGCUGUCAUAAUCAUGUAUCAGCAGGUACUAUAUAUGUUUAAUUAUAAGUGUUUAUAAUUAUCAAGACAAGUGCAAAUAAUAAAAAUAAUAAUACACAUUUCGGGCUUUUACGUAAAACUUGUUGCUGGUUUGUUAGACUGAUGCUGCUCGAGAACACACAUUCUCGCUGGGAUUGUGUAAUUUCUACGAGCCCAUGUUGUUAUGAAACUAUAAACGUCAACAUAUUGUUUGUGUCUUAUGUGUGUAUCGAUGCAUUCGACAAUCACUGGAUCAACAGCUCUGUCUGUAUCCCAGCAUGGGCCCGGAAGUUGUUUGGGUUUCAGGUGAAAAAAAAAAGACGAAAAAAAGAAAGAAGGGAAGACAGAAAGAG
Poecilia latipinna (sailfin molly) is the source of this 4403-nucleotide messenger RNA. Its product is annotated as dnaJ homolog subfamily C member 22-like. Gene Ontology annotation, cellular component: membrane. The transcript is spliced from 4 exons. Bases 1599 to 2615 code for a protein of 338 amino acids. NCBI's taxonomy places the organism in Eukaryota, Metazoa, Chordata, Actinopteri, Cyprinodontiformes, Poeciliidae. The record is from RefSeq and is a predicted model, not a curated record.